Aphanomyces astaci is the source of this 3219-nucleotide messenger RNA. RefSeq lists its product as hypothetical. Lineage: Eukaryota; Oomycota; Saprolegniomycetes; Saprolegniales; Verrucalvaceae. The record is from RefSeq and is a predicted model, not a curated record. Bases 1 to 3219 code for a protein of 1072 amino acids. The transcript is spliced from 10 exons.
AUGCCAGAUGCCAAGCCGAGCCCAGGCAAGUUCAAGCGCUUCAACCGCGUGGGCAUCCUGCCAGAUAUUGCCGUGUACGCUCCAGAUCCAAAGGACAAGUCGAGGUCCGUGGCCGAAGUGCACCAAGAAUUCCUCUUCAACCAACGCCAAGAAAUUGAAGACAUCUGCACGGGGUUGCAGGUCCGGCUGGAACAUGUCAAGAAAGCGCUGCCUGUACCCAAACAUGUCGAGGACCCUGAUGACGCGUCCGACGUGAACGUGCCCAGUCCGCUGGAGAAGCGUAUUGAAAUCGAAAUUGCAGCCGAGCAAGACGAAGUCGACACACCGUUGACGCCGCUGGACCACAUGGCGAUUGCGCUGGAGGUUUGUCAGGACGCAUUUCCGGGCAUUGGCAAGGCGCUGCACGACGAGGCCGGCGCCCAACUGAAUGUCGAGUACACGCAAGUGCUGCUGGAGAUGAUCGAGACCAUCGAAAGCUGUGUCCACGACAAGGUGGUGCGGGAUCGGGUGGUCCGCCAGACACAGCUCGAAGUUCGGAGCCCCGAGAAGACUCCCGUGAAGCCCAACCUCGGCAUAUCGCCCACCGCCCAAUUCAAACACUUCCGACAGCAACUGGAUCAGCUCAAGUCGCCAAACCGCAAGGCCCCUCGCCAAGACAAACCACCUGCGUUUGAACUCGAGUCGCUCCUGCAUAAGGGUAACGUCGGAGGUUCUGCCCAAUUGCCCAAAGUGCACAAAGACAAUACGUUUCGCCAAGUGCUCAAGUGCCGCCGGUUCCCCCCCACCAAGGUACCGAAAGAAGAAGCGAUUGAAAAAACGUACUCGUACUGCCCGAUCGAAUCGCGGUUCGACAUGCAGUCGGUGCACAUUGCCGUGGACGAAGCCAAGCCAGUGGCGGACACGUGGGUGGUGGUCGAGUUUCCCAAGGUGCGGCCAUCGUUGACGUCCGACCAAAUGGCGUACUUGAGCCGAUGGCAAGCGGCGCGGUACCGCAAACUCGUGGGGAUGCAAAACACACACGACAGUGACGCGGUACUGCACUUGUACUUGGAGUACACGGACACCGUCAUGUACGAGAUGUGCCGGCUCCUGUUUGACAAGUGCCCGACGUCGGCCAAUCUGCUGUACGGGCUGUGGCACUUCUUCUUCACAGUCGUGGCGUUUAUCAAUAAAACGAUCGAAGAAGAGCUCACGGUGCUGCAGCAAACCGUCCACUGCCUCAAGGUUGAAGUGGAGCAAUACCAGUUGAAAAUAUCCAAACAAGUCGAGGUGGGCAACGCCAUGCGCGUCAAACUCGCCCAAAAGCACAAAGUGAUCUCGUUAGAGCGCGAGAAAUGCAUCCGCCAACGCAACCAGCUCAACCGAUACCUGGCCGCGGACCAAACGCUCGUUCGCCUUGCCAUGACGUUUGUGCAGUCGAUUCACGAUUCCUUUCCGGACAAGUCCACCGCCACCACGUCAUUCCUGUCGUCGUCUUCGGUUCCGUCUCGCCAUUUCACCACCACGGAAGCGCUCGACGAGAUGACGCGCGCCGUGGGGUUGAAGUUUGUCACGUCGUCGACGUCCCCGCCCGAGUCGUCGCGGGUCCACAGACGCCCCCCACGCCUCUCCACCGUCCGCCACAACCUCAUCACCGAGGAUGGCUCGCGCGUGCUCACCCACUUCGACGUCGACUCGAUGGCGCCAGAACUAGACGCGGCGCAGAAACGGCUCGCGCAACUCGUGACCUUGAGCAGCCCCGACUGCACCCUCGGGUGGGACGCCCAGGCGGUAUGGCAGCAUGCGUUCUUUAUCCCCCCUCCCGACGACGUCCUCGAAAUGGAGUACCGCGUCCGGCAUAUGAUUCUCCGCGUCGAGCGCGCCAUCGCCGCCCGCGGUUCGACCCGUCGACGGACCAACAAAGCCAUCCAAGUGGACAUGGACAACAUGGACAACACUCCCACGGCCCCUCUUGAUCCGUCCGAUGGAACAGCCACAAGUCCGGCGCUUCGGCCGACUCUGCGGAGCGUACAACUCGCGGCAGACUUCUGUCGGCCUCCCCCUGGGCCCAAACUCACGCUCAAGCGCAAGGGGGAGCUCAUGAAGGUCGUGCCGCCGUCGUUCCAGCGCUUUAUCCUUCGCAUCAGCACUAGUUAUAACCCGCACGACUACACGGUCGGGGCGGUGUCGCGAGUGAUGACGUUUGUCGCGAAUACGCUGCUGGGGCAAUUGGCUAGCGGCGUGGACAUCCACAGCGACAUCCCCAAGGCCCCCAUGCCGCGGGACAUGGCCGAGAUGGAGUCUCCCAUGGAAGCCGUCUACCGAGUGUAUGUGAUGCGGUUCCGCGUGCCGCUGUUUGCCAACGAGCGACUGAUGGACCUCGUCACAAGCUUGAGCCACUUGGACACCCAAAGCGACAAAAUCCACCUGUGGUGUCGGCUGCUCCAUCUCACAGGCGUCGACCCGCUGCCCCCCGCGGCGUUCUGGUUUGUCCUCCAUGUGCUGCAUGUACUGGCCAAGUGCUCGCAUGACGGGUACUACGUGUGCGAAAGCAGCGACGACGUCGAGUACAUUGGUCAGCAGCCGGCGUGGGAUGCCCUCGGCAUUGUGUUUGCCUCGUUCCCGACCGAGGUGUUUCAGCGGUGCAAGACCAAAUUGAUUGGUCUGUCGCAGAUCUACGGGGCCAUGUGGAUCCCCAUCUACUCGAUCGUGAGCAUGUGUGUGGACGAGUGGGAGGCGCGGUACUUCGCCGUGCGCCUCGAAAUCGACACGCGGUUCGCCAACGCCCUCAAAGUCGACACGUUUGCGUCGUUUCACCACGUCGUCACGUCGUUCGUGCCGCGCGUGCACGCGUACGCGACCGCCGCCGCCUUCACCGCCGCCACCCACAUGUCCCGGUCCACCCGCCCGACACCGUCGGAUUGCACAGCUGCGUGCGUCCAAGCGGGGCUGGUGCCGCCCGAUGCGGCGCCGCAGUUCGACAAGACCGCGCUGCUCUUUGGAACCCCCAGCGACGCCAUGAUGGCCAAGACCACGGAGCUGUCCAUGUCGUUCCUCUCAGUCGUGUGGUCCACGUCGAAAGACGUAGUUGUGCGAGCCAUCGAAGAAGGCGGCGCCGACACCACCGCCGGCCUCCGCCUCGUCUCUCCUCUGGACCACGCCCUCCACGAAGACCCACCCAACGCCGCCAUGUGCUGGAACUUACUCGAACAACUCAUCACCGUGGCCUACGCAGGCUGA